CAAUCGUUCUCUUUCCUAUAUAUUCUGAGUCUCUGACGAGAACAUGUGAUCCUCCACUGCACCCUCCCCCCCUCCUCCACCUCUCUCUCUCUCUCUACUUCUCUGCGAGAUUCCAGGAUUCUCCCUCUCUUUCGCUCCUCUGCGGAAUUACAAACGAAGAGUGUGAGAGAGGAAAAGUCUGAGCUUUGAUUUAGGGUUUCCCUGAGAAUUCUAGCAGAGCAGAGUAGAUCAGAACAGAGCAAACAUGGCUUCGCAGAAGAAAGAUGUCGGUAUUUUGGCCAUGGACAUCUACUUCCCUCCUACGUGUGUUCAACAGGAAGCUUUGGAGGCUCAUGAUGGUGCAAAUAAAGGAAAAUACACUAUUGGACUUGGCCAAGAUUGCAUGGCAUUUUGUACAGAAUCAGAAGAUGUUAUUUCGAUGAGUUUGACAGUUGUGACUUCCCUACUUGAGAAAUAUGGGAUUGAUCCAACACAAAUUGGUCGUCUGGAAGUUGGCAGUGAGACUGUGAUAGACAAAAGCAAAUCCAUUAAAACCUUCUUGAUGCAAAUUUUUGAGAAACAUGGUAAUACUGAUAUUGAAGGAGUUGAUUCAACAAAUGCCUGCUAUGGGGGGACUGCAGCUUUGUUCAAUUGUGUAAAUUGGGUAGAGAGUUGUUCGUGGGAUGGACGCUAUGGACUCGUUGUAUGCACAGACAGUGCGGUCUAUGCAGAAGGAUCAGCCCGGCCAACUGGAGGAGCUGCUGCUAUUGCUAUGCUGAUAGGACCAAAUGCUCCAAUUGCAUUUGAAAGCAGAUAUAGAGGGAGUCAUAUGUCCCAUGUCUAUGAUUUUUACAAGCCUGAUCUUGCAAGUGAAUACCCAGUUGUUAAUGGUAAGCUUUCUCAAACUUGCUAUCUCAUGGCACUUGAUGCUUGUUACAAGCAUUUCUGUAACAAAUUUGAGAAAUUAGAAGGAAAGCAGUUCUCAAUUUCUGAUGCAGACUAUUUUGUGUUUCAUUCUCCAUAUAACAAGCUUGUACAGAAAAGCUUUGCUAGGUUGUAUUUCAAUGAUUUCUUGAGGAAUGCCAGUUCUGUGGGGGAGGUUGCAAAAGAAAAAUUGGCACCAUUUUCAUCUUUAUCCAGUGAUGAGAGCUAUCAGAAUCGGGACCUUGAAAAGGCUUCCCAGCAAGUUGCAAAGAACCUAUAUGAUGUGAAGGUGCAACCAACCACCUUACUACCAAAACAAGUUGGCAAUAUGUACACAGCAUCUCUUUAUGCAGCAUUUGCAUCCCUUAUUCACAACAAGCAUAGCUCACUGGAGGGUAAACGGAUUAUAAUGUUCUCAUAUGGGAGUGGUCUGACUUCCACAAUGUUCUCAUUCCAACUUCAAAGUGGACAACAUCCAUUUAGCUUGUCAAAUAUUGCAACUGUCAUGAACAUCUCUGAGAAAUUGAAGUCAAGACAUGAGAUCUCUCCCGAAAAUUUUGUUGAAACUUUAAAGCUAAUGGAACAUCGUUAUGGAGGAAAGGACUUCGUGACGUCAAAGGACAGGAGACUGCUAUCUCCGGGCACGUUCUAUCUCAUUGAAGUCGACAACUUGUACCGAAGGUUCUAUGCCAAGAAAGUUGGGGAUGACAGCGCUGCUGGCAAGGCUGCUACGAUCCAUGAUAAUGGUUCACUGGUCAACGGUCACUAAACUGGGGGGGAAAUGCUCAAUUAUCUGCCUUUGCAUUUUAAUAAGUGUUUUUCUAUUGUUUGUCAAAGUAUAUGGCUUCAUAGGCAGCAGGUUUUACUAGCUUAAUGUUCGUUGUGUUAAUCGUUAAUGGAAUUCUCCUAAGUUCCUCCGAAAUCUUUCUAGUUUCUGCUGCUUUAGCAUUUCUACAAUGUUUUUGCUUUUUUUUUCACAAGAAAAGUUAGGUAUUGAAUUCA
Molecule: messenger RNA, 1905 nt
Organism: Nelumbo nucifera (sacred lotus)
Lineage: Eukaryota; Viridiplantae; Streptophyta; Magnoliopsida; Proteales; Nelumbonaceae
Product: hydroxymethylglutaryl-CoA synthase-like
Biological process (GO): acetyl-CoA metabolic process
Molecular function (GO): hydroxymethylglutaryl-CoA synthase activity
Source: RefSeq, a predicted model, not a curated record